This is a messenger RNA of Necator americanus (New World hookworm), 519 nucleotides long. RefSeq lists its product as uncharacterized. Gene Ontology annotation, cellular component: nucleosome. Bases 1 to 519 code for a protein of 172 amino acids. Gene Ontology annotation, molecular function: structural constituent of chromatin; protein heterodimerization activity; DNA binding. The record is from RefSeq and is a predicted model, not a curated record. The transcript is spliced from 3 exons. Lineage: Eukaryota; Metazoa; Nematoda; Chromadorea; Rhabditida; Ancylostomatidae.
AUGUACGAUCUCCAAGAGCAUGGAAUUCUGAAUUUGAUGCUCCCACUUCGUCGUCGCGUGAAACUGUUACAGGGGCGAGAGCGAGCACAGGCGCAGGACACUCAGCAAUGGCUCGUACCAAGCAGACCGCUCGUAAAUCCACCGGAGGAAAGGCUCCCCCGCAAGCAGCUGGCCACCAAGGCCGCCCGCAAGUCGGCCCCAGCCACAGGAGGAGUGAAGAAGCCUCAUCGCUACCGCCCAGGAACUGUCGCCCUUCGUGAGAUCCGUCGCUACCAGAAGUCGACCGAGCUGCUCAUCCGCAAGCUGCCCUUCCAGCGCCUCGUCCGUGAGAUCGCCCAGGACUUCAAGACCGACCUUCGCUUCCAGUCUUCCGCCGUGAUGGCUCUCCAGGAGGCCGCCGAGGCUUACCUCGUCGGUCUCUUCGAGGACACCAACCUGUGCGCCAUCCACGCCAAGCGUGUCACCAUCAUGCCCAAGGACAUCCAGCUUGCUCGCCGUAUCCGUGGAGAGCGUGCUUAA